CCACGUUGAUGAUCACUCAUUGCUUGCUUGUUUGGUUUGUUGAUCUGGCGUGAUGUUUUAAAGGGCAAUAUCAACCACCACAAAGAUCAUAAGUCGACAAAACACAACACAAUAAGGGAAAUUGAUUGGUUUCCUGCUGUGUCCCGCAGCGCGCAUGCGUGGCGGGCAGCAGAGCGACUUAUUUCCGCGGGGAGGUAUUUCUCUGAGCAGCGGCCCGGCAGUGUUGUGGCGGCGCCGUGAUGGCCUGACGGACCCUGCUGGAGACAAUGGUGGCCACGCGAGGCAACGCCGUCCACGAGAAUGAGCGGAAGAGUUCCCUGCCGUCCCGGGAGUCGCGGCGGUCCACACGCGGCGCCAUGCAGGAGCCCGAGGACGAGCUUUUCUGGGAGAGUGAUGACCAGCCAUCCCGCAGGAAUGUGAACGUAACCUUCCAGGAGAGCGGCAGUGCCCCGCGGUCACCAGCUGCUAUGAGAAAUCAGAGAACGCGAAACCUGGCCGUUUUGCUGUCUCGCACGCUUGCAGACAAAAAACUGAAGAGUUGGGCCAGGAAGAGACCUUCGUGUUUUUCCUGUGAGGAGGUACCCAGGCCUCAGCCCACCAGAGAUGCCUCCCUGGUCAGGUCAGGGCUCAGGAGGAAGAACACCAUUGAGGAUGACACGGAUUCAGACGAGGAGAUAUUCCGGCGAUCACAGUCGCGGCGCACACGUGGCCAGCGCUCGCAGGACGCCAAGGGUGUCAUGGCCAAGGACUUCGUCAUGAAUGGGGACGACAGCCACCUGCAGGACAUGGAGGAAGGUCCGAGGCGCAGCUCAAGGAGGAGGAAGUUCAACAGCUUUGAUCAGUCGUGGCUGGUGGGGAACAAGAAGCUGCGCGGCUACCCCUCCAUCGUGCCCAGCUCAGAGCCAGAGAAUGAGGAACCUCGCCCCUCUCGGAAGAAGUGCAAGAAGUAUUUGGACACUGAAGUUGAUUCUCGUCGGCGAAGGCUCCGUCGGUUGACCCAGAUCGAGAGCCAGGAAUACAGCUCUCACUCAAAGUCCUCCAGAUGCACCCGCCGCCGCAGAGGACCCCCGAGAAGAUACAGGGAGGAGCCUGAACACUCGGAGGAGGAAGAGGAGAGAAACUUGCGUCCAAAGAAGGUUCCUCAGGCAGUGGAGGCACCCAAGGAGGAGGACGAGGAGGAGGAAGACGACGAGGAAGAGAAGCCGAAGGAGGAAGGAAUGAAGAAGGUUGAGGAAUCCCCAAGAAGAUACAAAGGAGAGAAGCAAAGGCCUGUCCAAGAGGAGGAGGAGGAGGGCGAGGAAAAAUCGGAGGGUGCUGAAGAAGACGAGGAAGAUAUGCCAAAGAGACACGCCACACGCUCCGCACAGCCCAAGGUGGAGGACACGGAGGAAGAAGAGGAGGAGGAGGAGGAGGAGGAGGAAGAUGAUGAUCCGUCGCCAAUAAUCCGCAGAGGCUCCAGAGGUUUUAGGGACCCCAUUAUGGCCCGUGCGAUGUCCCUCAAAGGCCCGUUUGAAGAUAUGUACUCAACGGUCAAGAGGCAGAGGAGACCAGUCGAGCGCUUCAUGUAUGACAACGAGGUGCCGCAGCGGAGGACCAGAAAGGCAGUCUCCUCCUCAGACGACAGCGACAGUGACAAGGAGGGUGACGGGGGAGAAGAGGAGGAGGAGGAAGAGGAGAGAGUGGAAGGGGAAGAGAACGAGCAGACCAAAAGAUAUUCCCUCAGAAGAAAUCGGCGUGAAAAUCGACCGUUCCAAGUUGGAGAACGACAAUACCAUGAGGACACACCGCCCCGCCGCCGCUGCAGGAAUCACAAGCGCUACCUCUCGUCCCCCGCCAGGAAGCACACAUUCCGCCACAAACGAAUGGCCACCCACCACUCCUCCACCAGCAGCAGCAGCUCAGACGAGACACACUUUGAGAAGCGGAAAGCAAGAAGCAUGGCCAAGAACCGGAGCCGCUGCCUUCCCAUGAAUAUUGCCCCAGAUGAUUUACAACAAGGAACCUUGAGGGACAGAGCCAAAAUUGGUUCAAGUUUGGCUGACAUUGACCCGAUGGCUUUGGACCGUGACAUCAAGUUUGAUGCUGUGGGCGGGCUGUCCCAGCACGUCAAGUCCCUCAAGGAAAUGAUCAUCUUCCCGCUGCUGUACCCGGAGGUGUUUGAGAAGUUCCGCAUCAACCCACCAAGGGGGGUACUUUUCUUCGGCCCUCCAGGAACGGGCAAAACCUUGAUGGCCCGAGCCCUUGCCAAUGAGUGCAGCAUUGGCGGGCGGAAGGUUGCUUUCUUCAUGCGUAAGGGAGCAGACUGUCUCAGCAAGUGGGUGGGGGAGUCUGAGAGACAGCUCAGGCUACUCUUUGACCAGGCGUACCAGAUGCGACCCUCAAUCAUCUUCUUUGAUGAGAUUGAUGGCCUCGCACCUGUCCGCUCCUCCCGCCAAGACCAGAUCCACUCCAGCAUUGUGUCCACCCUGCUGGCGCUCAUGGAUGGCCUGGAUUCGCGGGGGGAGAUAGUGGUCAUUGGCGCCACCAACAGGAUAGACGCCAUUGACCCAGCGCUCAGGAGGCCCGGUCGCUUUGACAGAGAAUUCAAUUUCCCGCUCCCCUCAAUGAAGGCUCGCCUCCAAAUUCUCAAGAUUCACACCAAGGCUUGGGUUCCUGUUCCCAGCCAGCAGGUGUUGAGAUGCCUUGCAAUGCAGACUGUUGGCUACUGCGGGGCAGACCUCAAGUCUCUCUGUGCUGAGUCUGCUCUGGUGGCACUCAGGAGCAAGUACCCCCAGAUAUACUCCUCCAGACAGAAGCUCUUGAUAGAUGUUAAUUCCUUGGUUAUAAGACUGUGUCACUUCCGUGUAGCCAUGAAGAAGAUCGUUGCGGCCGGCCAGCGCACGGCCGCCAGUGUGGGCAGACAGCUGAGUGCAGUUGUCAAGCCGCUGCUGCAGGGCACACUCACUGAGUCUCUCAAGAUGCUGGAGGAGAGUUUCCCCAGUGCCUUCACCAAGUCUGCCGGCCUCAGCAAGCUCUGCACCACACACAGGCCAAGACUGCUGCUGGCUGGGUCAAGGUCACAAGGCCAGAGCAGUCACCUCGCCCCGGCUGUUGUUCAUGCACUGGAGAAAAUUCCCAUCCACAAGCUGGACCUCACCAUCCUGUACUCCACGUCAGUCCGGGCCCCGGAGGAGGCGUGUGCACAGGUGUUCCACGAGGCGCGGCGAAGUCUUCCCAGCAUCAUCUACGUCCCUCACAUCGACCAGUGGUGGAACACUAUGUCCGACACUCUCAGGGCAACCUUUAUGUCUCUGCUGCAUGACCUGGACCCAGCCUCUCCCCUCCUGUUCCUGGCCACAUCAGACGUACCCUAUGACCAGCUGGAUAGUGAGGUUCAGUACUUGUUCAGCAUUUACCACGGGGAGAUGCUGACCAUGACCAACCCGGGGGAGGAGGAGCGGAGAUUCUUCUUCAAGCCACUGUUCUUCACCGACAUGCUUCAGAAGCCAAAGAUUCGUCAAACUAAGAGGCAACUGGAAGAACUCCCCCUUGCCCCUGAGCCAGAACCCCGACAGCUGAACUCCAACGAGGCGCGGAGGGUGGAGGAGGUGGAGGAAGCAACCCUCCGAGAACUGCGCAUAUUCCUUAGAGAAAUAUGCGCCAAGCUGGCCAGGAACAGGACGUUCUACAUCUUCACCAAGCCGGUGGACGAGGACGAGGUGCCAGACUACCGGGACAUCAUCAAGGAGCCCAUGGACCUGGAGACCAUGAUGACCAAGAUUGACCAGCAUGAGUACGAGUGUGCCCAGGACUUCCUGCGCGACAUUGACCUCAUCUGCACCAACGCCCUGGAGUACAACCCAGACCGCAACCCUGAAGAUAAAAUCAUUCGUCACCGCGCCUGCACACUGCGGGACACAGCCUACGCCUACAUCAAGGCAGAAAUGGACACUGAUUUUGAGGAAAAGUGCCGAGGCAUCAGAGACAACCGCAAAACCCGUUACGAAUCUGUCCCCAAGCCAUCAGUGCCAAAUUUCAUCCACGUGGCGCCCACCAGGCCCAAGGAAGCUGAGACUGACAAACCCCAGCAAGAAAACGGAGAGCCACUGUCCACGCCAGAGUCCAGCAUGAACAACACCAAAGGGUCAACAGGGAAGAGUCCGCUGGACCCCAGCCGCCGGAAGAAGAGGAAGUACGGGAGUGCCUGGGCCCGGGGAGAGAUCCGGCGGAAGAAGCGCUUCAUUGACAAGGACUCCCCGGGCAAGAAGGAAGUGAAGAAUGACCCAGACGAAACCAAGACAACAGAAGAGGAGGUGGAGGAGGCAGAUUCCCUCCGGAUGGUGGAAGACGAGAAGAGUGAGGCUGACAUCAGUGGCCUGUCACUCUGCACCUCUGCUGAGGGAGACAAACUGUCCAAGGAGGCCUCAGCAAUCACAACAGAAAAGAAGAAUGUGCAGAUCCAGAUGGAGUCUGAGAUCAGUUUAUGCAAUGGCCACCUCAGCACCGAGGACAGCCACGACAGCAUGAAGGUGACCUCGGCCGCAGAAGAGCUGGCAGCCCAGGCCACGGCCAUGAACCUGCACGACGUCUCCACAGAGGAGAAGUUGAACGACACAACAGCUGAGGCGGAAGAUUCUGUGGUGUCCUCAUCUGAGCAAGGCAGUGGCAAUGGGCCAACCAGUUGUAAUGGGAUUAUAAUUGACUGGGCCCACCUGGAGGCCGUGUACGAGUCCUGCGUGUCGGCCACCAGCAGCACCACCGUGGAGGAGCUCCUGCGCCUGCACGCCACCAUCACCUCCCUUAUCUGCAAACAUGUCAGAAGCACCGAUCGUUCUCCGCUGCUGCAGGAUACAGAGACCGAGAUCAGAAGGUUCACCAAGUUCCACAAGAAGAGCUGAAGACAGUAGUGAGACUACGUAGCCAUAGAGAUUUUUUGAACUUGGAAUUUUCAGUCAACAACUAAAACAAGUUUUGCCAUGUUAUCACAUGUAUUAUUUUACAUCACAAUA
Molecule: messenger RNA, 4988 nt
Organism: Eriocheir sinensis (Chinese mitten crab)
Lineage: Eukaryota; Metazoa; Arthropoda; Malacostraca; Decapoda; Varunidae
Product: ATPase family AAA domain-containing protein 2-like
Exons: 25
Coding region: 267-4877 (1536 amino acids)
Biological process (GO): positive regulation of transcription by RNA polymerase II
Cellular component (GO): nucleus
Molecular function (GO): histone binding; chromatin binding; ATP hydrolysis activity
Source: RefSeq, a predicted model, not a curated record